UCUGUAUCUGUUUCACUCACCUACAAGCCUGCCUGUAGGCCUAAACGGACUUGAAAACGAAUUACAAUAUACUGAACUGACACCGAAUGCAACUGAUUGUUUUUUUUAGUGGACAGGCAACAAUCGUUUUAUUUAACCGGGGUUUGAUUGGGACACGAACAAUUAGCAUUAACUGUGAGCGCGUGCAAAUGUUUAUUUAAAAGCCAUUUGACGCACCAAGUUGUGGUAUUUUGGAUGGGGCUGGAUUAGUGAGAGACGGAGCAUCGCGCUAGAAACGCAGCAGCAAGAACGAGGCUUAGAGACAAAAACACACUAAAUACAGUAAGACACCUCCUGGAUUUGUUUUGACGACUAUAAAACAGAGACGGCGUUUUGCGGGCUGUCCUCUCAUAUUAAAUAAUGGUGUCCACAGUUCUUGCUGUGACACUGUCUGUCACACUGCUGCACCUGGCUUCAGGUGCAUCUUUAGGGAUGCCAGAUACUGAGGCUCCACCCACCAUGACCUCUAGUCCCCGCCCCAUGGGAGAACUCCUCCAUGCUGCACUUCUGAGUAAGGAGUACCUUGGACACACCCCUGGAAGCAGAGGUACUACCACCAACCCGACCCAGGCUGUCCCAUAUGUCAGAGAAUCAGAACCCGCCUCGACAGUGAUGUCACCAGGCAUCCUCACUACUGCAGUGACCUCAUCGGCUGCACCUCAAGCUGGCCAAUCAGGUUUAGGGAGUGGUGUGACAUCAUCGCCAGCUGAAGAGGAGACCACAACCACUCUGAUUACUACAACAACAAUUACAACAGUGCACACACCAGUGCAAUGUAAUGCCAGCCUGUCAGGAAUGGAGGGAAUAGUUGAGUCCCCUGAUCCUCUCUCCUACUCAUCUGCCUUUUCCCCACUGGAGUGCACCUACAGUAUCACUGUUUAUCCUGGAUAUGGUGUUGAGAUACAGGUUAAGAAGGUAAACUUGUCCAAGGAGGAGUCACUUACCAUUCUGGAGCUAGGUAGGGCAGUGCCAGAGCUUUUGGCCAAUGAGACGGAGAUGAGUGAAGGUCAGGUGAUUCGUAGCUCAACCAAUCAAGUGCAUAUUCACUAUAAGAGUCUGAAGCAAGCGAAUCAUGGGGUAUUCAGCUUUCGCUAUGAAGCGUUCCUUUUGUCCUGCUCAUUCCCCAUCUCCCCUGAGGGUGGUGGAGUGACUGUAACUGAUAUUCACCCUGGUGGUCAGGCUCACUUCCAUUGUGAUCCAGGGUUUGAAGUCAGAGGUCAUGAGGAUGCAAUCUGUCUGAACUCCAGCCGACCCAGAUGGAGCACCCCAGAACCCCAGUGUAUAGCUGUAUCUUGUGGAGGAUGGAUCAGAAAUGCUACUGUGGGCCGCAUCCUCUCUCCAACACUCCCCUCUGUGAGUAACCAUAGCACUGGCAGUAACCUGAGCUGCCAUUGGCUGCUGGAGGCCAAGGAAGGUCACAGGCUCCACCUCCACUUUGAGAGGAUUGCUCUUGAUGAAGACAAUGAUAAGUUGAUUGUACGCAGUGGGAAUAGCUCUACAGCUCCUCUUCUCUUCGACUCAGAUCUGGAUGAUGUUCCAGAGCGAGGCUUUGUGAGUGAGGGAAUGUAUCUCUAUGUGGAACUCACCGCGGACUCCUCCAGCAUCCCUCUGCUACUGGCGCUCCGCUACGAGGCCUUUGAUGGAGAACACUGUUAUGAACCUUACCUGCCUCAUGGGAAUUUCAGCAGCAGUGACAUCACCUUCCCACUUGGUACCAUAGUAACCUUCUCAUGCUCUCCUGGAUUCGUCAUGGAGCAGGGGUCUGGAGUUAUGGAGUGUGUGGACCCCAGUGAACCUCACUGGAAUGAGAGUGAGCCUGUCUGCAGAGCUCUGUGUGGCGGGGAGCUGACAGAUUCAGUGGGAACAGUGUUGUCUCCUGACUGGCCACAGAGCUACUCUAAGGGGCAGGACUGUGUGUGGCAAAUACAUGUCAGCGAGGACAAGCGCAUUGAACUGGAUGUACAAAUUUUGAACAUACGCCAUAAUGAUGUUCUAACCAUAUUUGAUGGCCAUGAUCUGAUGUCACAUGUGAUCGGGCAGUACCUGGGCUCAAGAGAGAGGUUCAGAGUCGUAUCUGGGGGAUCUGAGGUCACCAUUCAGUUUCAGAGCGAUCCUGAUGACUCUUCAUUCAUCCUUAGCCAAGGAUUCCUUAUACACUACCGAGAUGUGGAACCUAAUGACACAUGCCCUGCCCUCCCUUCUAUCGAGUUUGGCUGGAGCAGCUCCUCCCACCCAUCUCUGGUCAGAGGCAGCGUUCUGACCUAUCAGUGUCAACCUGGUUAUGACAUUGUUGGCUCUGACAUCAUUACCUGUCAAUGGGAUCUCUCUUGGAGCAACACCCCUCCCACCUGUGUAAAAAUCCAGCAGUGCCCUGACCCAGGAGAGGUGGUCAAUGGAGCACGCUCAGUACAUCCAGAGUCUGGUUUCGCUGUAGGAACAGUGGUACGCUUCACCUGUAACCAAGGAUAUCAGCUGGAAGGCCCAAGCCAGAUUUCCUGCCAUGGCAGAGACACUGGCAUGCCCAAAUGGACUGACCGCAGCCCUAAAUGUGUCUUAAAAUAUGAUCCAUGCCCAAACCCGGGUGUGCCAGACAAUGGCUACCAGACUCUGUAUAAGCACAGUUACCAGGCAGGUGAGACUCUGCGUUUCUUCUGCUACGAGGGCUAUGAGCUCAUUGGGGAAGUCAUCAUCAACUGCGUCCCAGGACAUCCCUCUCAGUGGAACAGCCCACCACCGUUCUGUAAAGUGGUCUAUGAAGGGCUACUGGAUGAUCAUAAAUUGGAGGUGUCGCAGUCCUUAGAGGCCUCUCAUCAAAUGCUGAGUGAGAAUAUUGCAUUGGCUAUCAUUCUGCCAAUCAUUCUGGUCAUCCUUCUAAUAGGUGGGAUCUACAUGUACUACAGCAAGAGUACACACGCAUGCAGAUGGCCACAAAGUGUAUGUAGGUGGCAGUGGAAACCAUUGUUCUGGAAGUCUCUAUCUCAUACCCACUCUUACAGUCCCAUUACAGUGGAGUCUGACUUUAACAACCCUCUUUAUGAGGCAGGGGACACGCGAGAGUAUGAGGUGUCCAUCUGAGGCAGGAGUCUUCUAAUGUAUUCAAAGUGUGGAUGAAUGGAAAGGAGAAGAAAAAAAGGGAUACUGUUAUUUUUCUCUACGCAAGACAUUCAUUGGUUUAAUUAUAUUAAUUCCAACACUAGCAUCUCCACUCUACAUAGUGUCUCUCUCUCCUCCCUCUAUUGGUUCACUGAUGUAUGCUGUGUGUUUGCUUGUUGUUGCUUGUUUAUUGGGCACCUGUGUAGUAUGUUUGUGUGUUGAUGUAUGAGUGUGCAUUAUUGACUGUAUAUGUGCAUCAAAAAGUAACAAUGGAAUUGUUUUAAGUACAUGCAUCUGCAUAUGCUUGCUUGGAUGUGUGUGUGUGUCUAUGAAUGUGUAACAACAGUAAUAUCUUCACAGUCCGGCAUGUUUUCUAACAAGGCAUGUUGGGUGCCAUAAAGGUAUAGUUCACCCAAAUAUUAAAAUUCUCUCAUCAUUUACUCACCCUCUGGGCAUCCCAGAUAUGCAUGACUUUCUUUCUUCUGUAGAACACAAAUUAAGAUUUUUAGAAGAAUUUCAGCUCUGUUGGCCCAUACAAUGCAAGUGAAUGGGUGCCAAAAUGUUGAAGCUUCAAAAUCCACAUAAAUCAGAAUCAGAAUCUUGGCUUUAUUGCCAAGUAUGCUUUCCCAUACAAGGAAUUUGUCUUGGUGACAGAAGCUUUCAGUGCACAAACAAUAAAACAACAAGACAGAGAUAAUAAAAAAUUUAAUAAAAUUAAAAAGCAAAUAGAAAAUUUAGGUAUAUAUAUAAAUACAUAAUAAGACUAUAUAUAUCCUAUCUAUCUAUCUAUCUAUCUAUCUAUCUAUCUAUCUAUCUAUCUAUCUAUCUAUCUAUCUAUCUAUCUAUCUAUCUAUCUAUCUAUCUAUCUAUACAUAUGUACAUACAUUUACAUAUACAAAUCUGUUAUUUACUGAUAGUGCAAGGGAAUGUAAAUGGCAGAAGAGGUAGGUUAUGUUGGAUAAAUAGACCACGCUGUGUAUUGUACAUAAUAAUUUCUCAGUGGGGCAGUUUUAACUGUUCAUGUGAUGGAUAGCCUGAAGUAAAAAACUGUUCCUGUGCCUGAAGUGCUCUGUAGUGCCAGCCAGAAGGCGACAGUUCAAAAAGGUAGAGUGCUGAGUGAGUGGGGUCCAGAGUGAUCUUUCCAGCCCCUUUCCUCACUCUGGCAGGUGGCAACCAACAAUCCGAACUGUCCUUUGUAGUCUUCUGAUAUCCGAUUUCAUAGCUGAACCAAGAGCAGAGGACUGUCUCAGUGACUGCUGAUUAGAAUUGUAUCAGCAGCGCCUGUAGCAGGUUGAACUUCCUCAACUGGUGAAGGAAGUACAACCUCUGCUGGGCCUUUCACAAUGAAUGUGGGUCUCCCACUCAAGGUCCUGUGAGAUGGUAGUGCGCAGGAUCCUGAAUGACUUCACUGCUGCCACAGUUCUGUUCAGAAUGGUGAGCUGGGUCAUUGUUGGUGUGUUCCUCCUAAAGUCCACUAUCAUUCACUGAUUUGAGUGUGUUCAGCUCCAGGUUGUUUUGAUUGCACCAGACAGCCAGUUGUUCAACCUCCUUUCUGUAUGCAGACUUAUCGUCAUCCUGUAUGAGGCCGAUGACAGUGGUGUCAUCUACAAACUACAGGAGCUUGACAGAGGUGUCCUUGGUGGUGCAGUCAUUUGUGUACAGGGAGAAGAGUAGUGGGGAGAGCACACAUCCCUGAGGGGGACCAGUGGUGAUCGUACAGGUGCUGAAGUGAAUUUUCCCAUUCUCACUAGCUGCUGCUUGUCCGUCAGAAAGCUGGUGAUCCACUGACAGAUAGACAUGGGAACAGAGAGUUGGUGUAAUUUAGUCUGGAGAAUAGCUGGGAUGAUGGUGUUGAAAGCCAAACUGAAGUCCACAAAAAGGAUCCUUGCAUAUGUCCCUGGUCUGUCCAGAUGUUGCAAGAUAUGAUGCAAUCCCAUGUUGACUGCAUCAUCCACAGACCUGUUUGCUUGAUUUAUGGGAUCCAGAAAGGGUCCAGUGAUAUCUUUCAGGUAUAUUUCAUGGCCACAGACGUCAGUGCGACAGGUCUGUAGUCAUUAAGCCCUGUGAUUUUGGGUUUCUUUGGGACAGGGAUGAUUGUAGAGCAUUUGAAGUAACUGGGAACUUCACACUGCUCCAGUGAUCUGUUGAAGAGCUGUGAGAAGAUGGGGGCCAGCUAAUCAGCAGAAGAUUUUAAACAAGUGGAUAAAACACCAUCUGGGCCUUGUGCUUUCCUUGUCUUUUCCAGAAGACCCAGAACACAUCCUCUUCACAUAUCUUCAGUGCAGGUUGAGUGCAUGAGAGGGGAGGAGGGUGGUUGCAGGAGGUGUUAAUGUUUGUGUGAAGUGAAUGUCAGAGCGGGUGUGGGGUGUGAGGUGUGACGUGUGAGACUGGACUUUUUAAAUCAAUGGUUAAACACAUUCAGGCCAUCAGCCAGUUGUUGGUUCCCUACAGUGUUGGGGGAUAGUGUGCUGUAGUUAGUAAUGUCUUUCAGGCCUCUCCACACUGAUGCAAGGUUGUUAGCUGAAUUUCUUUUGCAGUGCUGCACUCUUGUGGAGGAAUAUAAGCAUGCAUCAGAAUAAACAAGGAAAACUCACGUGGCGAUUAGAAAGGCUUACAAUUGAUAAAGAGCACUUCCAAAUUAGGACAGCACAUCUUCUUUAAUGUUGUUACAUCUGUAGACCAACUUUCAUUGAUCUAAAAGCAUGUUCCACCACCUCUCAUUUUCUCCGUUAACUCUGAACAGCUGGAAGCCUAGCAGAUGUAACGUGCUGUCCGGAACUCAACCAGGUUUCUAUGAAGCACAAGCCAGCAGAGUUUGAAAAGUCCUUGUUUGUACGGGUGAGGAGAUGUAGUUUGUUCCUUUUGUUAGGAAAAGGGUGGAGAUUCGCAAGAUGAAUACUUGGCAGCACUGUUCGAAUGCAGCGUUGUUGGAGCUUGACCAACGAGCCGGCUCGCUUCCCUCUCUUGCAUAUCAUAGCGCGCUUGAACAACACAGCUGCGCCUCUGACUAAAAUGUCCAGCAAAACGUUAGAAUAGUCAAAAACUGGAAAAAGAUUGUCUGGUAUGUGCUAACGAAUGAUCGGCAGUUCGUCCCUGGUAAAACUGAUUGGAAAAAAAUUACUAAACACAUGACAAACAAACAAAAACAACAAAAGAAUUGGAGAGCUCCACACCGAAGCUGCCAUCCACAGGCCAUAGAAAAGAGGGAAUAAAGAGAACAUAAAAGUAAUCCAUAUGACUCCAGUGUAUAAAUCCAUGUGUUCAGACAUGAUAUGAUAGGUGUGUGUGUGUGAGUAACAGAUCAAUAUUUAAGUCAUUUUUUGUCAUAUAUUCUCCUCCCUGCCCAGUAGGGGGUGAUAUGCAUGAAGACUGUAAAUCACCAAAAACAGAAGAAGGAGAAAGUGAAGGACAAAAGACUUAAAUAUUGAAUUGUUUCUCACCCACACCUAUCAUAUCACUUUAGAAGAUAUGUAGUUAACAACCAGAGUCUUCUGGAGUACUUUUAUGUUGCCCUUAUGUGGAUUUUGGAGUUUCAAAAUUGAAAAUUUUGGCACAAUUCACUUGCAUUGUGUGGACCUAUAGAGCUGAGAUAUUCUUCUAAAAAUCUGCGUUUGUGUUCAGCAGAAGAGAGAAAGUCAUACACAUCUGAGAUGGCAUGAGGGUGAGCAAAUGAAGACAAAUUUAUCAUUUUUGGGUGAACUAACACUUUAAGGACUAUAAACUUGCCAAAGAGAAGACUGCAGAUUUAGAGAGGGAUAGAAAAGGUGAGUGACAGAGAGAAAGAGAGAGAGAGAGAGAGAGAGACUAUCACACAGGGAGUAAAGAGAGACAAAGUACACAAAAUAUAUAAUCUGAAACUCAAAAACUAUACUCUCAUGAUCACAUAUUUGUAUACAGAGACACGCCUACACAUGCACACACACAGGAACAUAUUGAAUGUAAAUAUUUUGAUUGAAUAUUGAAGCUUCUGUAUACAAAACUGAUUCAGUGCCAAAAUACAUCCCAUAAUGUGACAUCACUUCAUGUUUCACUGGUUGCCAUAGUAUUCCCCACAUUAUUAUGUAAUAAUGAGGACAAUGCCAGCAUUUCAUAUUGUUCUUUGCUGUUUCUUAAGAAUCUAUUUCUGCUUGAUGUUGAAUGACCAUGUUUCAGAGGAGCGGAAUGCCCUCUCGCUUACGGCACGCGACGAUUGUAUAUUUUACCGCUUCAGCUUGGGAUUCAUGAUCAAUUAAUUCUACUUACUGUCAUUGUUACCAGAGUUGAUGUUGUUGCAUAGGCACUAUGUCGAGAAACAUAUAUACAGAAAAAAAAACUGCUUGCUGUGAUGCAGUAAUCGAAUUGAAAUGCUUUUUAUAAAUUGCAUUUUCUUUUCUUUUAUCUCAUAGUUUCUUGUUAAUAUGCAGAGAGUUUUGUCUUUUUCACUGUGCCAUUACUAAAGCCCAUGUUGUGGAGGGCUUUCUCGCAUUCUAGUAUUACUUGAUUGUUAUUUAUUUAUCAACAUUAUAUACUUGGUAUGAAGACAUUAUUUAUUUGCUGAGAUUUACGAUUAAAUAAAAGUCUGUUGGAUGGUGA
Xyrauchen texanus (razorback sucker) is the source of this 7704-nucleotide messenger RNA. RefSeq names its product seizure protein 6 homolog. The transcript is spliced from 20 exons. Gene Ontology annotation, cellular component: endoplasmic reticulum; neuronal cell body. Gene Ontology annotation, biological process: synapse maturation. NCBI's taxonomy places the organism in Eukaryota, Metazoa, Chordata, Actinopteri, Cypriniformes, Catostomidae. The record is from RefSeq and is a predicted model, not a curated record. The coding region runs from base 400 to 3114 and encodes 904 amino acids.